AUGGCAACAUCGCAGGCGGAUAUAACGCAGCAUCGACACGUCACGCCACCCUCAAGGUCUACGAACCAGCCUCUGACGCCUCCGCUGACCGACAAGAAGCCAUUCACGGAGGCGCCUCGCGUUAUCGCGCAGUUUAGACAAAUCCAAGCGGGAAGGGACACUGGGCGAGAGCCGUGGAAAGAAUUUGAGCUUGCACAAGGAGAGUACGACCAGAUAGAGAUGACGCUCCAGCAAGACGAUGUGCUUUCGGGAUACGUGGAAGACAAGAUACGGUAUGACUACGACGGAGACAAGUGCACAUUAGUUGUUUGCAUGCCCACUGAAAUACACGAACGCUUCAUCGACGCAGUGGAGGAUGACAUUCGGAGCCAACUGAAAGCAAUACGUAGCGGAUCAGACAGGAAGGCUCGAUUCGCGCAGAAAGUGCAACCAGCACGAUCGACUGAAAUACGUUUCGCUGCUAGUGCUUCAUCGAGCAAAUCGAAGUACGAGCCAGACGCGUCAUUCGGGCAUGACGAUGCGCAAUAUCCGGGCGUCAUUCUUGAAGUCGCGUACUCACAGAAGAAAACGCGCCUACGCCGGUUAGCCGAGAACUAUCUACUAGAUUCAGACGCCAGCGUACGGGUUGUUGUUGGCCUAGACAUUGAGUACGGCAAGGACUCACGCAAAGCAACGUUAUCGAUUUGGCGACCCCAGUUGUUCAGGACUGCGAGUGGGUAUGAAUUACGAGCUGUGGAAGAGGCCGUUGAUGAGGCUUUCCGUGACGAUGAAGGACACCCUGUUGAACACCCUGGCCUACGGCUCCGCCUGAGCGAUUUUACCUGCAAAGAACUUGCGGAGGAGGAACUGGGAGAUGAGGAUGCAGAAAUUUGCAUAUCUGGGAUACAGCUCUGCCGAUAUGUUGAUGCGGCAGAGAGCAAAGUACGGCGAGCACUGCGCAAAGAAUCCUUGGCUGACAACGUUAACAAGCGGAAACGGUCGGAAACACCUCCUGAAGAGAUCCAGUCAAGCGAUGACGCUAGGUACGCUAAGCAAGAGGAGAGAGCAGCGAAGCGCACUGCGGAUCAUGACAUUGAUUAUGAAUACAUCAUCAACCAAGAGCCUCUCAGAGUAACAUUAGAUCACUUAUUUCCAUCAAGCAAAUGCCUUUACGAUUCUCGUGUCGCGUUAUAA
This is a messenger RNA of Mytilinidion resinicola, 1173 nucleotides long. RefSeq lists its product as uncharacterized. Lineage: Eukaryota; Fungi; Ascomycota; Dothideomycetes; Mytilinidiales; Mytilinidiaceae. The coding region runs from base 1 to 1173 and encodes 390 amino acids. The record is from RefSeq and is a predicted model, not a curated record. The transcript is spliced from 3 exons.